AAAAAAAACAAGAAAACUCAAAGAUAAAACCACACACACACUCUUUGUUUCUCUUGUGCUAUCUAAAAUUAUCAGUUUAUCAUCUCAUCUUAGCUACCUGUGUGGCAGCCAUGGCCACCCACACAAUCUUGACAACUACAAGUACUACCAAUUCUUUAUUAUUUCCACUUUCUGCCCCUUCACUUUACUCUUCUUUCCAUGGUGUUUCUCUCAAUGUCAAGUCAAAUUCUUGCCAAUCUUUGACCCUUUAUGCUGUCAAUUCUCCCAAACCCCUCACUGUUUUUGCUGCUACUAAGAAGGCUGUUGCGCUCCUUAAGGGAAAUUCUAAUGUUGAAGGAGUUGUCACUCUAUCCCAAGAUGAUGAUGGUCCAACCACUGUUAAAGUUCGUUUAACUGGACUUACUCCUGGACUUCAUGGGUUUCAUUUACAUGAAUAUGGUGAUACUACAAACGGGUGUAUGUCUACAGGAGCCCAUUUCAAUCCUAAUAAAUUGACACAUGGAGCUCCUGGAGAUGAAAUCCGUCAUGCGGGUGACCUGGGAAACAUAGUGGCCAAUGCCGAUGGUGUGGCCGAAGCAACACUUGUAGAUAAUCAGAUACCAUUGUCUGGUCCAAACUCCGUUGUUGGAAGAGCACUUGUAGUUCACGAGCUUGAGGAUGACCUUGGAAAGGGUGGCCAUGAACUCAGCCUUACCUCUGGCAAUGCUGGUGGACGAUUGGCAUGUGGUGUGGUUGGUUUGACUCCAAUCUGAAGUAAAUGCAGCAGCAGCAGCUCUUUUGUCGGAAUUAGGAGUGAAUAUAUUUACCCUCUUCUCCAGGUUGCCAAUAAAACUCUACAUGAAUCAUGUUCUGAGAGAUUCUUGAUUGUAUUAAAAUUUGAACUUGUACGUACACUUGUCAAAUGAAGUGCAACACUUUUUGCUUCAAAACUGUAAUUGGAGUUGCUAUUUAACUA
Molecule: messenger RNA, 955 nt
Organism: Lycium barbarum (goji berry)
Lineage: Eukaryota; Viridiplantae; Streptophyta; Magnoliopsida; Solanales; Solanaceae
Product: superoxide dismutase [Cu-Zn], chloroplastic
Exons: 8
Coding region: 111-752 (213 amino acids)
Biological process (GO): removal of superoxide radicals
Molecular function (GO): copper ion binding; superoxide dismutase activity
Source: RefSeq, a predicted model, not a curated record